Messenger RNA from Cheilinus undulatus (humphead wrasse), 7006 nucleotides. RefSeq names its product lecithin retinol acyltransferase b, tandem duplicate 1 (gene lratb.1). NCBI's taxonomy places the organism in Eukaryota, Metazoa, Chordata, Actinopteri, Labriformes, Labridae. The record is from RefSeq and is a predicted model, not a curated record. The coding region runs from base 81 to 2090 and encodes 669 amino acids. The transcript is spliced from 20 exons.
CUUGAACCUGUCAGAGAAGACCCACUCGUCUCUUCUCUCUUUCUUCCAGAUUUAUUAAUAAAUAAACUCUUUUAUUAAAGAUGUCUACUUUUAAACAUCUACUCUGCCGCGCGCCGCCUGCACUGACGCGGUUGUCGCGCGGCAGGAACGCGGACAAACGCGUCACUUUGCCUUUAAACUUCAGAGAGAGUUGUGGCUUUAGCUCGUCUGCUGCGCUGUCACUCAGUGGAGCCCAUGAAAACAAACCGAGCUCCAGGUGCUACGCGACCACAGCCUCGACCAAACCCGUCCGGAUCGGCUGUGCCUCCGGGUUCUGGGGGGAUACAGCCACUUCAGUGCCUCAGCUGAUCUACAGUGGGAAGCUGGACUUCCUGGUGUUUGACUACCUCAGUGAGAUCACCAUGUCUCUGCUCACCGCCGCCAAGACCAAGAUGCCCAAUCUGGGUUACACUCCAGACUUUGUUCAGGUCGCCCUCGCUCCGUUCAUCAACGACAUCCACAGAAAAGGUAUCCGUGUGGUCAGCAAUGCUGGAGGCGUGAACCCGCUGGCGUGUGCUGAAGCCAUACAGGAAGUCGUAAAAAAGGCCGGCCUAGAUAUGAAGAUCGCCGUGGUGACGGGAGAUGACCUUAUGCCCCAUAAAGGGAGUCUGUCUGAAGUAAAGAUGGCGGACGACAGCAGUAGACGGCCGUUACCUAAAACGCUCCACAGCAUGAAUGCUUACCUCGGGGCUGAGCCAAUCCGUCGCUGUCUGGAUCUGGGCGCACACAUCGUGAUCACAGGUCGCUGUGUGGACAGCGCCGUAGCUCUGGGGCCGCUCAUGCACACCUUUGGAUGGCAGAAAAACGACUACGACUUACUGGCAGCUGGGAGUCUUGCAGGUCACCUGAUCGAGUGUGGCGCUCAGAGUACCGGUGGGAUCUUCACCGACUGGCACAAAGUUCCUGACUGGGACAACAUGGGUUUCCCGGUGGUCGAGUGCUCCAGCGACGGCUCCUUCAUUCUCUCCAAACCUCCAAAAACCGGAGGCCUGGUCUCCUUCGGCACGGUGGCGGAGCAGCUGGUGUACGAGAUCGGAGACCCUCGGCGGUACCUGCUACCUGACGUCAUCUGUGACUUCAGCCAGGUGGCGCUGAAGAAAGUUCCAGGUGUAGAGGGCGGAGCUGUCAGGGUAAUGGGAGCCAAAGGCUUCGCUCCAUCACCUGACUACAAGGUGUGUGCGACCUACAUGGAUGGUUUCAGGGCGACGGCGGUGUGUCCGGUUGGAGGGCCGAGGGCGACGGAGAAGGCCAGACGGACCGCUGAGAGCAUCAUCAAACGGACGAAGCGAAUUUUCAAACAGCUGGGAUUGGAAGAUUUCAGCUCCGUCAACAUCCAGGUCCUCGGAGCCGAGGACACGUACGGGGACAACGCCCGCACAAAGGGCUGCAGAGAGGCCGUGCUGUGGAUGGCCGUUCACCACAAACAGAAAAAAGCUCUGGAGCUGUUUGCACGUGAAGUCGCUCCUGCAGGAACUGGCAUGGCUCCUGGACUGACAGGCAUCGUGGGCGGACGACCCCGAGUGUCUCCUGUCCUGAAGCCGUUUUUCUUCCUGCACCCUAAAUCCCAGCUGAAGGUGGACAUUCACGUCAAUGGAGAGAUGGUGGAGUCUCUCACAGAGGAGGAGUCACACACACCUGAGGAGGAGGCUCCGCCUACCUCAGAGGAGGAGGUACCAGACAAAGAGCUGCCCAGUGGACCUCACAGCUACAGACUGGAGGAGCUGGCCUACACGAGGAGUGGAGACAAAGGAGACUCGGCUAACAUUGGAGUGAUAGCUCGCCAUCCGCUCUUCUUCCCCUACCUGAAGAAACACCUGACUUCUUCUGUGGUGGAGGAAUACUUCUCCCACCUCAUCCAGCCUGGGACGAACAAUGCCGUCACACGGUAUACACUCCCAGGGAUCCAUGGCCUUAACUUCGUCCUAAAGAAUUCACUAGGAGGGGGAGGGGUGGCCUCCCUACGCAGCGACCCCCAGGGCAAAGCUUAUGGUCAGAUGCUGCUGGACCUGAAGCUACGAGGACUCCCCGACCUCAAAUCACUGGUCGACUGAAAGACAGAGACACUCAAAGACAGCAGGAGGUAACGGCGGAGAGAGCUGGACUACAGGAGACUUUAAGAGAUGCUUAUCUCGACUCGAACACAGGAGAAUCAUGUCAACAAGACUUUACCUUUAACAGGUCCUCAAAAACAAAAUGAAGCUGAUAUUUUAUAAACCUAACCUUACUGGGCUUCAAAGUCUAAUCAAAUCCUCACUGAGACCCACAACAAAGCAUCCAGGAAGUAAAAAUGCUUUCAUCAGGUUUACAAGGACAACUUUAACUCUUUAAAUCACCUGAAGCACCUUGAAGAGAAAGAAACACCUCUCAGAAUUUUUAGGAACAUUUCACAACUAAAGGUUGUCAUUAUCAGCUGAUGAGGGUUAUUAUUCAGCCCAGAAGCCGGUUUAUUUGGGUUUCCAUCAUCAAAUCUUCUAUUUUGUUUACAAAGCUCAAAUAUCAGGCAAACAUUUGGGUAGGAAAGUUGAAUUAAGUGACGUUUUUGCUGCCUUUUGCUCCUUUUUUGGCCUUUUUUACCCAUCAUUGCCUAUUUUUUUGCCACUUUUAUCUAAUUUUUGCAAUAAAAAAGUGGGUCUGAAUUGGCAGAGUGUUGGAAAAAAAAUGGUGGAAAAGUGGUCCAAACGCCAAUUUAUUUGAGUGUUUGUCAACAAAUUUUCUAGUUUGUGUACAAAGCUCAAAUAUCAGGCAAACAUUUGGGUUGAAAAGUUGAAUUAAGUGAUUUUUUUGCUGCUUUUUUCCCCUUUUUGGCCACUUUUAACCCAUUUUGCUGCUUUUUGCCUUAUUUUGCCACUUUGGCCCAUAUUUUUGUGACUUGUAACCAGUUCCUUCUGCCUUUUGCUCUUUUUGCCACUUUCACCUAUUAUUGACACUAUUUUUUUUACCACUUUUAUCUCAUUUUUGCCAAAAAAAUGGGGGUCUAAAUUGGCAAAGUUGCAAAAAUAAUGGGUGAAAAGCGGUCCAAAAGCCAAUUUAUUUGAGGUUUUGUAAACAAAUCUUCUAUUUUUUGUGCAAAACUAGAAUAUUAGGUAUAGUUUGGGAAGGAAACCUUAAUUAAGUAAAGUUUUUGCUGUUUUUUGCCCUUUUUGCCACUUUCACCUAUUUUUACCACUUUUUUGACAUUUUAUGAACAAAAAUUGAAUCAAAAUGGGCAAACAUAGGCAAGAAGUGUUUCAAAAGCUGGUUUAUUUGGUUUUUUUUAAAUCAAAUUUUCUAUAAUGAGUACAAAACUCAUAAAUAUCAGACAAAAAUUUGGAAAGAAAACUUGAAUUAAGUAGAGGUUUUGCCUCUUAAAGCCCACUCUGGCCCAUUCUAUUUGUGACUUUUGUUACCAUUUCUUGCUGUUGUGCCUAUUUUAACGUAUUCUUUUAACCUAUUCUUACCAAUAUUUUUCUACUCAUAACUGUUUUUUUUUGUUUGUUUGUUUGUUUUGCUUUUUGCCCAUUUUUGCUGCUGUCAACCCACUUUUACCUACUUUUGGCCACUUUUCCCAAAAUUGGGGUGAAAAUGGGAUUAGAGUUGCAAAAAUGGAUAAAAGGUAGCAAAAAUUAGUUAACAUUGGCUAAAAGAAGUGGCAAAAUGGUGGAAUGUGGUAAGAAUGGGUUGAAAGUGGUAUAAAUGUGUUGAAAGUGGCCAAUUAAGGCAGAAAGCAGUAAUCAGUUUUAACCCAUUACUCGACUUUCUUAAUAGCCACAGGCUGGAAACAAGGAGGAAAGAAAUCACCCCAGAAUAUGAUCUGAUGAUUUUAUAGUUGUAUGAGAAGAAAAAAAAAACAGUCACAAGAGAAUUUCCUGAACAAGACAUACUUAUGUCUAGAACAUCGAUACCUGGUCAACCACCCAAAAUGCUCGGCAAAAUCCACAUUUAACAGCUUUCUUUUUUUAUUCUACAUCAGUACAAGAGCAGCGGCCACCAUCUCUCAUUGCAUCAAACCUGUGAGUUUGAUUGUGUUUUUCAAGCAGCCAUUUCUCUCUGCAAAGCCUGCUGGGACACAGAGGGCCUGCGGGUGUUUCAUAUUAGAACAGAUUGACCCCCCCCCCGUCACAUUAGUAAGACCUGAGCACACUCGUCUAUGUCCUCAGUCCAGUACGUUAGGGGACAAUAUGGAAAAAGUCGGUCUACAACUCCACCUAGGAGAAGAGAAGCAACCAUGGCAACCACUCAUGUAGCAUGACUGAUGCUUGAGGGAGGAUGCACAAUAUUAUCAGCAUGUUGUCAGUAUAGGCAGAUACAGGCAUAAAAAGUUCAUUGAUUGUUAUGGCUAAUAUGAACAUUCCUGCUGAUAUUUACAACCGAUAUGUAUCAGAUGUAAAUAUAGGCCCAUAGCCCAACUACAACUGAAAAUAUCAGCUUAUCCUGUCUGUUAAUAUCGGCCGUAUUGAAGGAAAGUUUCAGCCUAUAUUAUCUGGAAAUUUCAGCUGAUAUCGGCUUCAGAUACCAGCCUGUCCAGCUAAAAUAUUGGUCCAUAUCGGCUGUAAGUAAAAGUCUAUAUUGGUUAUAAAUUUGAACCUGUAUCAGCUAUAUUUAUCAGUCUAUCACCUGUUAAUGUCGACCUCUGUCAGUCGUUAGUAUCAGCAUAUUUCGGCUAUAAAUAUCAGCCUAUGUGGCUCAGUAUUUUCAACUGUACUGGCCAUAAAUAUCCGUCUAUACUGACUUUAAUUAUGGACUUGUUCCGGCUCCUACUAUCAGUCUACAUUGGUUGUAGUUAUGGGCCAUCAGUAUGAAUGUGUUUUGGAGUUUAGUCAGGACUAACUGGAUUAUGUAGGCUGAAGUCUAAAAUAGGAAUCAAUCACCAGUCAGAAGUAGUAAUAGCUAAAAAUGAUAGUUAAACAUUUCAGUGCUGAUUUGUAGUUAAGGAGUGCUCUCUAGGUUUUGUUCAUGGUUCUUCUGUCAGUGAAUGAGGUCCAUUAUUCAGAAGGGACAGUCUCCAGGAAGUGACACCUGACCUUUGACUUCCCCAACAAGGAGUUGUGGCGAUUCUGGUUUCUUUACCUCCAGUCAGGCACGAGCGGAUGCACGUGACGGCUUCAGGUCGAGUCUAUGCCAGCCAACUGAUUUACCCCGACACGACCCGGCUCCGCAGGAAUGCUCUCCUUCCACCAAACCGGCUCUCUGGACUGUCUCGUGUUUAUCCGUAAUUGCAACCAGACGAGAGCCACAGCUUCCGUCGCGGCUGAAAACCCAUCCUGCCUCCUCUGAAUCAUAUCCCCUAUUUCCCCAAAUCGUCCCCCGCGGGCUGUUGAAGAUCGCUUUCAUAGUGAAGGAGAGAAAAGGCCCAGACUCCUCCCUGGCAGAGAUUCCCGAGAUCAACCGUCUUCUUCUUUGACCCUUGACUUUGGCAUCUUUGUGACUUUGGUGGUUUAGCUGCAAAAUCUCCAACACUUGAAAUAAAAAGUACAUCUCUGAAUGGCUGAGCCCGACAUCAACAGCCACAUUAAUCAGUAACCAAGCAAUUUAGAUGUAGAACAACAACAAAAGCAGCCCCUCCUAGCAUGAGUAUAAAUCAGCCCUCAAUAAAGGGCCAUGUCACCAGAGAAAUAAACAGAAAACAUCUGAAAGACAACAUUAUAGUGGUCAGAUUUGCUCGCCGAGGUGUUGAAAUGAAGGCAGUAAAUUCCCGCCAGAGAAGAAGAAAACCACAACCCACUUAUUACAUGGAAAUGUGGAAAUACAAUCACAUCCUAAUGAGGCCCAUGAAUGUUUGAACCAACAUCUGCCCUGCAUAUUGCUUCUUCUCAAACCCUGACCUUGUGAUUCCUAAGAAAUAUUUCAAGACUGUCAUUAAUUAGUUGGAGGAAAACUUAGUCACUGUGGAAUGUUUUCAGAGAGAAACCUCAACAACACGGGCCGUCUGAUGUCCAACCCAAGCACUCCAGUGUGGGGAUUUCUACACAUGCCCUUGUUGGCUUUAUUUAGCCUACUGGAUGCUCUUUCAGACCAUGUCUAUGUCCAUACCUUGGUCUGAGCUAAAGUUUAGAGAAUAAGCUGGGUUUUCUGAGCUUUUUCCAGGCGUUUAAUCUCCAACUGAUCCUCCUGACUUCCUCUGGUCCAUCCUCUCGAGCAUUUUUGGUUUCGUCUUUCUUUAAAGUGAGGAAGGAGGCAAAUGAACCACUCUCAACAGUGUUGAACUGAAUGUUAUUUAAUAGAUGUAUGGGUUGCUUCUGGGAGAUCAUCUAAGCCUUUCGUUAGCCCCUUGGUAGCCCCAUCUGUGAUUGCCCAUGUGAAUUGCAAGUAUGGAUCAGCCCCUAAGAGACCCAUAGGGGCCCCAUCUCUGGAGAUCCAAGAUAGAUCCUACUUGUAGUAGACAUGGGCAAUCACAAGGAUCUCUAGACGGGGCCCAUAUGGGUCUCUUAUGGGCUGAUCGGUUCACAUGGGCAAUCAUGGAACCCAUGGACAAACCCACUUGGGACCCAUACUGUAGCCCACAUGGACAUGCUGGCUGAGUAGUGGCCAAAUACCACGUGACCUCUGGGGAUUGCUUUUAAAAUGUUUGAAUUAAUCAGUCAGGAUCAACCUAACUAGCCAAAAGGCAUCCGACAUUGGUCGACGCCAGGACGGGAGCAGGUCGUCCAAGGCUUAGGAAGCAAAGCGUUCAAGUGCCUCCUUCAUAAGUUGCUCAUUCCUUUGGUAGAUUUGAACCACCACUUUUACACCUCGAAUCACAAGAAAACACAAGCAUCCAAGAGAUUCUUGUGAAAACUUGGCUGCCUGAACCUUUGGUUGAUUCUUUUAAGGCAGUGAUACUCAGCCUUUGGCUCUUUGUGGUGAUUUGUGACUCUUUUAUGUCCAAAUUUGAAACAUUAUUUCCAUUUGUGACAUUUCUGUUUGACUCUUUUAUCCUACUUUUUGCAUUUUUUUGCCCCUUUUCACCAAUUUAAUCUGCCUUUUGCAAUUAAGUGCCACUGAUUUCCCA